AUGUCACCUCCUGAGGGAGUAACUCAAGAGGUGUGGAGUGACUGCAUCGCUUAUUGGAGCACAGACAAACAAAAGGCGAGAGCAGCGAAAAAUAAAGAAAGUCGGGGUAAGAUGAAAUUUUUAGGAGGCUGGGGCUCCAAGCCCAUUGUUUCACAUGUUGUCGAAGGGGCUAACCCCGACACAGGAGAACUGCCAACUGCGGUGGAAACUUUUCAAAAGUUUCACCAUAAAGGCAACGAUUGGCGCAACGAGUUCGCGCAACAAGCUUACGAGCAAAUGGUUGAAAUAGCGGCAACUCAACCAGCGCCCACUGCAGAUGAGCCCGAAGAGCCUGCUGUCGAUCCUACACAGUACCCCCGAGACUUACCUGUUAUGACGCAAGUACUCGGGGAACGAUCUCGGCAUCUUAGAGGCUUUGGCCAUCUCCCCAGACUGAAGGAAGUUGGGGCCAAAAGAGCACCUGCCACGCAUCCUUCAGCCCAACCGACUGUUACAAUGGAACAGUACGAGGCUUUACAGAAAAAAGUGGAGGAAGCGGAGCAGACAACUCAACAUACGAGGCAGCAGUAUGAGACACAACAACUCUACCUCAGACAAUUCCAAGAUCAGUUUGAGUAUCUUUCUCGAGCUGUGCCGGGUUUCAACUUGCCUCCCAUGGAUCUUCCACCAUUGCCCACUCCUGGUGCUGGAUCAUCGGCUGCUGCUGGUGCUGGAUCGUCAUCGCAGCCUCCCGAGACUCAGAGAAACAACGAUGACGACAUUACCCGCCUAUAGAACUGUACUUUUUUUAUUAUCCAGUUCGAACAUUUAACAUUUUGUUUAUAUACUGAUUUUAGUAGUAAUUAAUGUUGGUUUAUCUUGUAA
Messenger RNA from Cannabis sativa, 864 nucleotides. RefSeq lists its product as uncharacterized. The coding region runs from base 1 to 774 and encodes 257 amino acids. The record is from RefSeq and is a predicted model, not a curated record. NCBI's taxonomy places the organism in Eukaryota, Viridiplantae, Streptophyta, Magnoliopsida, Rosales, Cannabaceae. The transcript has 4 exons.